Molecule: messenger RNA, 11418 nt
Organism: Plasmodium knowlesi strain H
Lineage: Eukaryota; Apicomplexa; Aconoidasida; Haemosporida; Plasmodiidae
Product: conserved Plasmodium protein, unknown function
Exons: 4
Coding region: 1-11418 (3805 amino acids)
Source: RefSeq, a predicted model, not a curated record
AUGUACCUGAGUAAGGAAAAGAAGGAACACGAGGAGGAGGGGAAACGGGGCGUGGGUGCAAAGAACCCAUCAACUCAAAGGAAUAGAAAGUAUGGAAGAAAUACAAAACAUCCCGCAUCAUUAUAUAACAACAGAUAUAUUAACAAAUUUCAUAAACGAAAUAAUGACAUUCGGACAAAAAGAGGGAACCACGGGAUGAUGAGUUUUGGAAAUUUGUCUCUAAAUAGUACCCAUCAAUAUAUGAAGGCAGAAAAUAUAAAAGCGAAUCAAGUAUAUUUUAACAAAACAACCAUCGCUAGAAGUAGCAAGGAAAACACAAGAACGACAGUUUACAAAAAAAAUUACUUUGCACAAGAUAACAUUAAUUAUAACACCUUCAUAAAUUCACAAACGCCUGUCUGUUCAUUUCAUAUAGAAAAAACAGAAGAGGAUAUAAACAACCAAAACAAAUUUAACGAGACUGUUUACCGAACUAACGACAAAAAUACCAACACCGAAAUAACCAACUCUCUCUUCCCUUCGUUUGUUGAGGAAGUCAAUUUUACAAAUAAUCUUGUUAACUUAUCUGCCAUUCUUAUCCUUUCCAGUAACGAUAAGAUUUUUAACAACCUAGAGUUUGAGGGGAAGACUACUCCUUCUCCUAAUGAAUGCAAUUUGUGCAUCUACGUAAAUGUAAUAAAUAAGAACACCCCUCAGUGCUAUAAGCAGCUUUAUCCUGUGUCUUAUAAUUUUAAAAAUCGACUUUUGUUUGCUACAUCAAGUAGCUCAUCUGUUGUCGAUUCAUCUCUCCUGGUGGAUAAAAUUAUCAUCAAGGGAAAUUUUAAGACUCUCUCUCUCAUCGUUUUGGGCCAACCGGAGGAGAUAACCGACGCGUUGAUAUCCUACCGAGAAAACCUGCUCGACGAUAAUCUGAGGAGCAAGAUAGGCCAAGACACACUAGACGUUGAAAACAUAGACUUGGAGAAGGACGACUUGUAUGUUCCCAAAAGACCCGUCGAUAUCAGGACAUAUAACAUCAACACGCUCAUUGAUGAGAAGCUCAUUUCCAAGAAGCCCAGUGAAGGAAAUUAUUUCGACAAAAUUGACUGGCCCCUUGGGGGUACGCAGGAGGAGAGCAGCGGAUCCAGUAAACUCGGCCCAUUUGAUCAAAUUAGCCAAACGGCAGAAUCGAAACAACUGGUUCAAUUGAAGCACCUCUGUGACCUCCUGGAGGAACAGUUCCUAAAAAAUAAUGCGGACCAGCUUGGAAAGGAAAAUUCUGAAGAUGUCGCAAAAGGAGAAGAAAAUGAAGCCGAGCAUAAUAACACCCUCGAAGGAAAGCAGACAAAUGGCGAAAACAUCGAAGAAUCAGAAACAAAACAUUCACACGAACAUAGCAAUGAUUUCAUUGACAUGAGUGAGGAAAGUGAAACAACUUCCACCAAAAAUGAUAGCAUGCCGUGCUUCAUCCCACCGGACAAUGAACUGAUAAUAAAGAUACUAAACGAGUUUACUGAAAUGUAUAAAAUACGAAAACACAUUUCCAAGGACAAUUCCACAACGUAUAGGAAAAUUAUUAAAUAUGGAAUGAUGUGGAUUUUCUACAUUUUCAAUCAAAUAAAAAAAGAUCAACACAACUUUCUUUUGAACUAUGCAAAAUACACAGAAAUAAAGACUCACGACAUAUUAGGGUGUUUAUUAUUACUUAGGAGAUGUGCACUUUAUUCAGAACUAGCAAAAGAUCUAAUACAUAUGAAUUUCAAUUCCCACAUUAUUUAUAUGGACCCACAAUGUCCCCAUGUCUUGAUAAAUUUAGUCGAUAUGCUCAGUGUUAAUAACGUUUACUUCUUUUCUUCUUGGAAAAUUAAGACAUCGAUUUUGAAAUCGCUCAUCGCCUUGAUAUCAGAUGCCUACGUCAUGAGUCACUUUUGCAGUUAUAUGGACGAGGAUGGGGAAACGCCAUACCAGAAACUGCUCAAGGUGUCCUCAAGCAACAAAAUGAAGAGGUACAAUGUGAAAAGGCUUCUCGGAAUCAUCCUCUGUAGAGUGAAGCUCUACCAACACAUCAACAGUUUCGAAAGGAGCGUGAUGGACAUCGUCGUGAACAGGAAGAAGUACGGGAAGAAUCUAUUCAACGAAACCGUUACGACCAAGCUCAUCUGCGAGUUGAAGAAUGUACACAAAGAAUUAUUUCAACACAGCUGUAGACCAGAGAGUAAAAACAGUUGCUACGAUGAACCGUAUGAGGAGGAAAUUUUUAUUUUAGAUGAAAAAAAAAGAAAAAGAAAAAAUUAUUACCUCCACAAAUUACAUCAUUAUGUCAUUUCAUAUUUAAAACGAAAUAAAUUUUUUAUUCUUUUUCUAUACAUUUUAAAAGAAUUUGAAAUAUAUUUAAAAAUCUCCCUAUUUUUAAAUUCGUAUGACAUUGCUUUUGUGACGGCUGUGAACGACUUUUUGUUUUAUUUCCUGAACUGUUCAGGUGGAAUUAAUUUCCUACUAAAUUACAAUUUCGCUAUUUUCGAGAAAUUGUACAAAAGCAUAUGUCUACUUAUAAAUAAAAAAAUGAAAGAUCUCAAUGGAAAGGUAAAUCACUUGAUGACAGGCCAAGCGGAUGGCUCAGCCACUGACCAAAUGAUAAAUUCUACAAGAAACAAAGGCGCAGACAACAACAACACUACUGAGCUUUCAAAUAUUGGGGCCAAAAUUCAACUCUUUAAAACAAAGCCAAAUGAAGUUAUAUCAAAUUCAUAUGACAACACAAGUGAACCCAAGGAUAGUAGGACGGACAAAGCCACUGAAAAUGAUCCAUCAUUGCAUGAAUUUCAGGACCCGUAUGGAGAACGUGGUCUUGUCAGUGGGAUCAAACCCCUUGCGGAAGGGGAAGACACAACUGACCAAGGGGAUGUUAUCCCCAGGGACAACAUUGAAAGCGCAUGCACCGCAGGAGGAGCAGCAGGAGGGAACCUUUCCUCAGAUAAUUGUCCUCAUGAAAGGGAUAAUCUAAAUGCAAGCGCGCAAAAUUUGAAGCAGAAUUUUUUAUUCAACGAAAAGAACUUCUUCUACGACAACUCCAAGUGCAUGUACACCUACAACGAUGUCCUUAGGAAUAAAAAUAUUUCAGAUGAUCAGUAUUUGGAUGGGUAUAAUUACAAAGACAUGAAAAAUAUCAGAAAUUACUGCUCAUACAUAUUAUGCGCCUUGAAGACCUUUUUCAAGACGAACCUCCUAAUUGAACUUUUCUUCAAUUCUGGAGGUAACAUAUCUUUGGAGCAUUUAAAAAUUUUUAACGUUUUAAGUUCCUAUCCCCUCCCCAAAUUGGCUCUCUUCAACAACGACAAUUUUUAUUACUUCUUCCUUCAUCUCAUUCAUUUGUUAUAUUACUUUAUCUAUAUGGAAAAGCUGUACGAAGAAGGAGUUUCCAGUGAGGAUCGAGGAACUAGCAGGUCCAAUGGUACCAAUCAGGGCCAAGAAGACGAAGGAAGAGAUAUUCUUGAUAAGGGGAAUGAACGUAAACUAAAGGGGGCACAAUCAUCCCCAGUAGACACAUUAACAGAUAUGGAUAAAACAAACUUACUGAGCAAUCGUCAUAUGAAUAGCAACACCAAUGAGUGCAUUCUAGUCACUAUAAGAUAUCUCGUCGGAAUUAUUUACAACCUAAUUUUUUAUGACGACUCUGGGCAUUAUGUGUACCAUCUGGGGUACUCCAUAUAUGUGUGUCUGGAAGAAAUGAAAAACAUUACUGGGGAGGUGAAAAUGAACAAAGACUACUCCUUUGGUAAUCUGAAUAAUAUUUUUCCAAAACGAAUUUUACUAAAAAAUUACUUAAGUAAUGACAAGUUGUUUUAUAAUAACUACUUCUAUCUCUAUGACAACCUAAAGGGAUUGUACUCCGAGCUCUAUCGCUAUGAGAAGAAGAAAUUCAACGAAAUGUCGGCGGAGAGGAAGAAGGAGCUCUACGAAGAUAGGCUCGUCAACGUGCUCAGUAAGGCCACUAAGACGGAAGUAGCGAAUCCAGCCAAUACUGCGCAGGAGGUGGACUCGAAGUCUCCUAUGCAAAGUUUGGUUGAUCAAAUAAAAGAGCGUAUAAAGAAGAAGGAAAAAAUGUACUUGGACUUACCCCCCCUAAAGUCGAUUUACACGCCAAAUGUCACAAAAAUAAUUGAAAACUGCAAAGUAGAAAAGGAUAGCAAGUACAUACUGAAGAAAUCAAAGGAGUUAAACAAUUACAAUUGCAAGUUAAACAACGACAUUUAUAUAAAUAACUCCUCGAAGAACUGCUCUCGCUUGGGUAGUGGUAGCAGCACAAAUAACCAAUACGUAGAAUUGUUAGAAGAACUUGAUGAUACGCCCACAGAGAGUUACCCCCCCAAUAGAAAAAUCGACACCACAACGUAUCCUUUUUUACCGCUGAACCUUCUCUACUACUACAUGAAUUUGUGUCCAAAUGUAAACUUCUUUUCUAAGUUGUACGAUGAAAAUGGGCCUAUGGAAAAGGGCGUACUAGACGUGGAAGAAGAUGAGAAGUACAUGUUACAAGAAGAGGGCGAUUUCUUCUACCUCAACAGACAAGGUGUUCUUCAUAGCGACCAAGUGCACCACAGUAAUUAUAUAUUCGUAAGAAAUGACAAAAUUGAUGAAACCAACAAGCCCAUAAGGGGCGACAACGGCAAGGAGAGGAAAAAACAUAACCACAGAAGUGGUCCCUACAGUGGUGACAAUAGUAACCUUCUCAGUGGUGAGAAACAGCCGGAAGAGGAAACCCUGCUUACCAACGCCAAUUACGUAAGCAAACACGAACAUGGGGAUUUUAAAAACAUAGGGACGAUACUCUACCUGGAAAAUAACCUCGAGUUUAUAAUAAAGUUGAUAACGAAGUGUAUCUUCUACCUAAAUGGAAACACAUUCAAACUAGCUCUGCUCAAUUUUAACAAAAUGAGCGGAAGAGUACUUUACAAAAUAUUAAAAAAUCGAAGGAAAACUCUCUUUCUAGUAAAGUCAAUCCUAAACAUUCUUUUAAAUUUUUUCUAUAACUUAACAAGUAAUGCUAAUUCUAUUUCUUUAAGGUCUUAUAGAAAUAGCGAGUUGCUUUACUCUCUUCUUUUUCUGUUGAACAAGUUGCUAAGCUUUACCGAUUGGUUAGGAUCCAACAACACAUCGGAGUGCAAUCAUCAUUCGUCUGUUUUCCUCCUAAGAUAUAACAUCAUUUACUUGCUUCGCAUUUUUUACCUAUGGUUUAAUAAAACAAGUGAUAACCAGUCUUUCCUCUUUCGCUGUGUUCUGAAGUAUACAAGAAUUCUCCCUUCCUUUAGUACAUCUGGCAUGCUCCUCAUUCUAACCUUUUUCGAUUUAAAAAAUAUUUUCCCAGAUUAUAUUUACUCAUUUUUCCUUGCAAAGAAUUUGAAGGGCAUUUGCUACGACGCAGAGACGCAUAGUGCUUCUUUGGAGGAGCAGAGUCAAAUGCAACACAAGGGAGAUCCCCAAGAGGACGACAUACAAAUGGAAGAUUCGGAGUGGGAGGAAGUAACCGAGGGGGGAGAAUCGGAGCAGGGAGAGUUCGAAGAUGACGUCGUGGGAGAAGAAGGCCCCGCAGGAAAGAGAAAACAAACGAAAAGUAAAGGAACUGCAAAUCGGGCUACCGGUAGAAAGGGAAAGAAAAACAAAAAUGACGAACAUGGUAAGGAGGUGCCCAGCCAACUUGAUGAGGAACCAAACCCAGAAGAUAACGAACCAAAUGGUAAUAGACCCAAUGGAGAGGUGCAUGAUCAUGUAGAGAGUGAUCAUAAAUCCCACUCGGAAAGUCUACAACCAAGCGGAUGCCCUCAAUCAGGGGGAGAUAAAAACCAGGACGCAUUCCCAAAUCAUGGAGAAAAUUGCAUCUCUCCGUAUGACAAAUUGGAGGUGUUAAAGAAAAACCGAAAAGCGUUCGAUCGUUACGCGCUUGAGUUGGAUCGCCCCUGUGAUACGUUCUUGAGCGAUGUGGAGGAAGAUAGUAAGAAGGAGGAACAGGAUGAAGUUGCCAACCCGCACGGAGAACAUAAUCAUCGCAAUGACAAUGCAGAACCCCUCCUUGAGGAUAGCCUAACCAGAGUUAGACCAACAGGUGAGACAGCCCAUCGUGAAGAAUUCAACACGGAAGGAAAUGAAACUACAAAUGAGAAUCCCCACACAAAAUUAAGCGAAGAAUUGUACAGUGAACCUAUGGGUGAUUCAAACGCCCAAAACAACCAACAAGGAGGAACCUUAGAAAGGGUUGUUAUGUAUUGCAAACUGGAUGACACAUUUAAAGAAAAUGAAGAUAAAACCACCUUAUACCUCUGCUGCGACAUAAAUGUGAUGAAGCGAAUUUUAAAUGAACAAUUAUGCGAGCAAUUCCGUGUGUACAAUGUAGCUCACUCGACUGAUCAUUAUGAUCAAGUAACAGAGGCUGAUAGAGCAAGCAACCAACAGAUGUAUGGUUAUCAUAACAGAUCAUUCAUAGGUAACUUAUCCCUGAACCUUAGCGACAUAGAAGAUGACAUAAGUAAAGAAAAAAGAAAUGAGGGGGGUUCGAAUAAUAAUAACAAUUUUAACAUACUCAAUGAUGAUAAUUUAUCGAAGAAUUACAUUGGAACUAAUUCCAAGGGAAUCUCCUUCCUGUCAACGCGAAAACUCCUUUGCAGGAAGGGCAAGGAACAUUCUUUACGUCCAUCUAGUGGGAAGGAUAUAAAGGGUGGCAGAGGGGAGGCAGGCAUCUCUUUCUUGUCCUCAGAAAUUAAGGACCAGUACAGCGAGGAGGAGGAUCAAUGUGGUAAAAACAGUUUCCUCUUUCAGAAUUUUAAAUACCCAGGGGGAAAGAUAGUCAGCCAAGAUGGACCCAAUAGUGACGACCCUGAUGCUGUAAACGACAAUGCCUUCUAUCGCUCAAGUUACAACAAAACAGAUGAGAAGUCGAGUAAGCAACCCCUUUGGGGAGAGAAGUACUCCUCACAGGUAGGAUUGGAACCGACAAGGACAAAAACCACUGGUGUAUUAUCAUCAAAUCGAAUCGCCUCCAUCCGCGUGACGUGCCCAUAUGCAAUUAAAAAUUUUGUAAACGAUAGCGAGGAAAAUUGUUCGGAACACAUCUUAAAAAAGAUCAGGCGAAAUGAGCACUUGGCAGAGCAGCACAUCAACCUUAGGAGGUUAAGCCAAGUAGAGAGGGAAAAAAUAUAUUUAAUAAAAAGGGAAUUGAAAUUAAGAGAGUAUACGAAUUUGGAAGACCUGUGUGAUUACAUCAACUUCAUUGUAAGAAUAAGCAAAACGAAUAACGUAAUUGGUCGCGCUUUGAGCACGCAUUGUUGUGUUCUUCUUUUUAAUCACAGAAUCCCUAUUUUUUCGAUACUCUUUAAUCACAUAUAUAGUAUUAUGAACCAGUUAAAAAAAAUAAACAUGUAUAACACGAAUAAUAACGAUGAUGAGACAAGCAUAUGCAUGAACAAAAUAAACUUCUACUCAUUCUAUUCCUACAACAGCACCCAACUCAGUAACAUUUUUUACACUUUCAAUAAGGAGAUUUACCUCUUGAAAGAAAUAUCCAACUUUUUCUCCUUCCUCUUGGAUAUUUUCCACCUCUGCUUUUUUAACAGCUAUAAAAAUAAUUACAAUAGAUUAAUAAAAUUGAUUUACUUACCAUCCAAGAAAUUCCUUGAUAUCCUAUACGACCUGAUCCGUAACCUGAAUGAGGUUCUUCCCCAGGAGCUAAUUCGCUGUGUGGUCAAAGUAUCUGCCACUAUUUUCCGAGGCUAUGCUUAUGUGCUCUUCGUGUUCUUUAACAAGCACGCCAUUUUGCACAGUGAAAAAAAUGCACACAUGGUAACCUCCUCAGAUGAAAGAUCAAAUGGAUGCCCACAUUUUCAACCAAAGGAGUAUCUCUUCAUACAAAAGAAUCGCAAUACACAAGAACAAUUCACUUCAUGUGGAGAUGAGCAAAAGGAGAAUAAUAUCAGAAGUACUAGCAACGAUUCCUUCCUCAACCAAAACGUCUUCCUUUCAUGCCCUAAUUACGUAAAAUAUAUUAAAUUUUUUAUGCAAUAUUAUGCCGAAUUAAUAAACACGAAAAAUGUUAUAGACGAUGAGAACAAAAAAAAUGUGCUCUAUAAAUAUGCUCAUUACGUGGAUCUCAAAACGGUACACCUAUGCUUGAUAAAUAUUUACGAAAUUGUGAAGAACCGGGUUUUCUUUUUUUUCUCCUUCUUCAAAGUUCAGAGAGGGUUAGCCAACUUAUUCUUUAGGUACAUACACAGGUGCAAAAGUAGAAGAGGAAGUGGCCCACUCCUCUUUAGCACAGAGUAUGGGGGGAGUAUACAAAGGAGUGGCGCGGAAACACCCCAACUGCUACUCUCGUCAACCCAAUCCGAAGAAACAGAAAUGGCGUUCAUUCACCUGUUCGACUUCUACCUAAAACCAAACAAACAUAUGAACCUCUCCUACCUCCUCGAGUUUUUCUCCUGCUUGUGCAACGUUAUCCAAGACAUGAAUUACAAAAUUAUUGAGCUCUAUGAAUACAUAAAUGUAAUAGAUAUAAUAAUAAAUAUAAUUUUUCGGAUUGUUGAUUACAACUUUAAUUCUCUCUUCAUUCUGCACCACUUGGUCUCCCCCGAUACAUCAUCAGUCACUCGACACGUAAACAGGGUGCUCCGGAUGCACCGAAUCGAGCGACUUCGCGAAACAGGAGAAAUCAAUAAUUCUCAGCAGAGCAAUUACACGGGCACCCAAUUUAAGGAUAAAAACGCAAACAAAGAAAACGCUUUUGAAGAGAAAAAGAAGACAAUGCUCCUACCUAAUGUGGAUAACUUCAAGAGAAACUUCCUAUCUGGUCUUUUGAACAGUUUAGAAAAUCUGCAUCUCUGUAUGAACAGAAAACUGCAUGACCAAUCGCAGCAAGUGGACCCAUUUAACGAUCCCAGUGGAGACAACGUUCAAAGCGGAAAGAGAGGAGACGAGUGUGGUGAUGAGUACACAAGAGGCACAGACACGAAUGCAAUUAAGCUAGAUGACCAAGCAGCGACGCAACCCACGUAUAUUAAUACAAACACUCCUAACAGUUCCGUCGGAACAAACGAUGCAGAACCCCCCUUGCACCUCCUCUCAAUUGCCCUUUUAAAUCUUAUCAAGAAAGUGAAGUUGGUAAAAGAACGAGUACUCACUUUGAAUGCAUCCUUCGUGCCCACUAUCACGUUCAAGACAUUUCUCCUUUUCGUUUGCUACGAUAUGAGUGAAUUGAAGAAUAUUUAUCGAGCACAAACUGCGAAGAGAAACCUCUCAUCGGUAUAUAUACCGGGGGGAGAAGCUAACAACAAAAGGAGACGACGCAAUGGGGAAGACGAUGGGGUAAAUGCUGAAGUGGAUAACGAUGGUGAGCGUGAGGAGGAUGAACAAUCGAUUGCCGUCAAGGAGGAAAACACUAGUGAGGAUCGAUCGGCCAACAAUGACCCUGCGACGAACUGUGAUCCUGCAACAAGCAAUGAUCCUGCAACGAGCAAUGAUCCUGCCGCCAUCCACACGAAGGAUUGCGCCUCCCUCUGCUACCCCAUAUUCAACGACGCCAACGUGACAAUAAAUACCCAAUUCCUGUUUAAAAAACUGAGCGAUGUUUUUUACGCUCCAAAUGUCCUGAACAAAGUUACCAAGUCGUUUGAGUCCCAUCAACACAUAGACGACAACUACCUUCUCACGGUGAAGAACAUGAAUGCGAGUAUUUCCAUCCCCUCCGUAAAUAAAAGAUUGUAUGACCACUGCUCUCACCUCUUUGCUGACAUUCAGUCGAAGGUAUAUCUAAAUGAAAACGACCAGGACAGAAACAGCUUUACUCUCUUUAACAUAUCACAGGAAAGUAAGUCCAAGGAAAUCGACGAACAGCAUGCACUGUACAAUUACAUAACCUUACUGAAAGAAGAAAAGAACAAAUUGCAAAAGAAAAAAAUGGAUGCCAAAAAUGCACAGGUUGUUCAAACAAAAGGGGGCAAACAAUAUAAGAGGGGUGACAAAAACACCUUUGAAGACCACUUCCGAAACAGAAAAACUGUGUCCUCUCGGGCCCCCUCCAAGCACGUGGAUGAUUACGAAGCUAACAAUGCCGCUAACAAUUCCGCUAACAAUGCCGCUAAUAGUGCCAAUAAUAGUGCCAAUAACAAUGCCGGCAGUAGUGCAACCCCAAAUGAUAGCAACAAUAACCUAAACGGAAAGGAAAACGAAAAAGAGAAUGUAAACGAAAAUGAGCAAGCCGUUAGAGAAAAUAACGACAUGUCUCUUGAGAGCACCACCAGAGGGGACAUCGUCAGUGGGCAAAAAGGAGCAUCCAAAAAUGCACCCACAAAGCAUAUGCCUACACAGGAUAAAAACAAAAUGAACAGAACUACCAAUCGGGUCUACAAAACGAAUACCAGCAACAACAGCGGCUUUGAUGGUAUUGGUAAUGGCAUCAACGGAAACGAAAUCGUGGGGACACCCAUUAGCAUGAAUGUGGUGAAGAAUGAUAUUUAUGCUUCUAAACCUGGGGAGAGGACCAACAGAAGAAACAACCAGAAGGCCCCCGGCAGAAGGCGCGCAGAUGGUUACGGGUCGGCUGGUGCUAGGGGCGAGUAUCAACAGGAGGCGAAUUAUGAUGCCAAUUAUGAUACAAACCACGACGUAAAUCAUGACGUAAAUCAUGACGUAAAUUAUGACGUAAAUCAAGACGUAAAUAAUGAUCCCCAAUACGAUCCCAACUAUGACGCUAAUUAUGACCCCAACUAUGACCCAAGUUACGAUCCCAAUUACGACCCAAACGUAGACCGCCAUGACGACUACGACCAGUACGGUCCACGAGAUGAUCUGAACAGACGUGCCUACGACAUGGAUGGAGAAGAACAAAACCCGUAUGAUCCCGUGAACAAUUAUUCCAAUGAAAAUAAUUUGGCAAUGAAUUCUCCUAACGGACCACGUCACCAUCCCAACGACCUCUACGACGAGAAUCACGCCUUCCAGAGUUAUAACAGUAGGAAUGAUAUAAACAGGGAGGGUAUGGAAAACAACAUGAACGCGAAUGACUAUCACAUAACUUUGCAAAACGAUGAAAAUUUUGACGUAGCGUAUGGAAGUCAAUUUUCUAACCAUACAGAAAGUAAGACCAGUGGUAAUGCCAACGUGAGUAAUGACAUAGCCAGUAACAUCAAUCUCGAGCAAGAAAACGAAAAUGAGGAAGCCAAUCAAGUGGCCAAUAAAAAUUCUCAUUUUGAAGAUUGCACUUGCUACAAAUUCAAUUUAGUUGGAUGGAAAGAGUUUUCAGAAGAUGGUCAUAAAAACGAUUUGGACGUUUGUAAAAUUGUCAACAAGCCCGUUCUACUUAGGGACCCCAGAAUUAAAAUGAAAUUUCUGAAAAUUCUGGACAGACAUAAAAAUAUAAAAGAUAUAUUUAAGAAGCUCGGUGUUGACAUCAAGUGA